GGUGGCUGCCAUGUGCGGGCUGAGGGCUUCGACGCCUGGGGAGUGCUGAGGGCACGCUGAGGAGAAGCAGGGACAUGUUGCCACCCCCUUUUGUCCUGAGAAACCUAAAGACAGAUACGUGCGGUUGGAAGGCAUCAAAAUUCUGGAAGAGGCUGGAAGAUGAUACAACCGAAAGCUGACACAGAAGAGUCGAUAUCCUUGCAUGCUCCCAAACUGUUCUCAAUGAGAGUUUCACCACAUCAGGGAAGAGCUCAGCUCUGGGAGGGAGACGGAGGGAGCACUGCUGCUCUGAGUCCUUGAGAUCUGUGGUUAGAGCCCCGUGGAAAUCAGACGUCACCUCAAGCUGUGUGUGGAGCUGCUGCCGUCCCCUGAAGCCUGUAUAAGGAAUGCAGCUGAGGAUGAGGCCUGACAAUGUAUGAUCUUCAUGCUAGCCAGAAAUCCAUGGAUCACCACAUGGGUGUUUUCACAAUCACAGCAACAAAAGAGCAAAGUGCUCCAGGUCCAUGGUAUUCUGGCUGAAGCUCAGAACAAAAUUCAAGGAAGUCCAGCAUUGUACGUGGAGUUUCUGCUGCUGUGUUUAUUGUAAGAGAAAGAAAGCAGAAGAAUUACCAUGUGUUACUCAAAGCACCUGAAAACCCUUGAUAAAUACUGGAAAAUCCAACAACAACAAAAGCAACAACAACAACAAAAACAACAGAAGGACCUUUUCCCUUCUCAAAAAGAUAUGCUUGUGUUACAUCGGAGCUGCUGUGGCGCAAUCAGAAGGCUCUGGCUGAAAAAGGGCCGAGAAGCACCUCCGGAGCUGUCAGCCCGUGGCAGGCUCUGCACUGCCUUGAGCACGAAGGGCACCAGAAGUGGGGCUUUUGAGGAUAUCAAUCAGAAGCUGCAGGAAGAUAACCAAGAACUGAGAGACCUUUGCUGCUUUCUGGAUGAUGACAGGCAGAAAGGCAAGAAGGUGUCCCGUGAGUGGCAGAGACUGGGCAGAUACAGCGCGAGCGUUAUGCACAAAGAGGUUGCCUUAUACUUACAGAAGCUGAAGGAAUUGGAGGUGAGACAAGAAGAAGUGGUUAAGGAGAACCUGGAGCUGAAAGAGCUGUGCGUGUUGCUGGAUGAGGAGAAGGGCGGUGGGGCAGGCAGCCGGAGCUCUAUUGACAGCCAAAUCAGCCUGUGCCAGUUAACUGCAACCAGCGCUUACAUACGAGAUGUCGGUGAUGGGAGCAGCACUUCUAGCACGGGAAGUACAGACAGCCCAGAUCAUCAUAAACAUCAUCCAAGUACUAGUCCAGAACAUCUCCAAAAAGCUCGGGGUGAGGGAAGCCCUGAGCAUCAGAAGCACAGGAGUAUCAGCCCCGAGCACCUCCAGAAGCCGAGGGGUUCUGGCAGUCCUGAUCAUCACCUGAAAGGACCGAGUCCAGAGCAUCACAAAACCAUUGUCAAAGCACCUGAGCAACAAAAGCACAGCAGUAGCAGUCCAGAAACUCUCCCAAAGCACGUUUUGAGUAGUAGCCCUGAACACUUUCAAAAGCAGAGGCCUGGUAGCAGCCCUGAGCAUCAAAAGCACAGCAGUAGCAGCCCAGAUCAUCUUCAAAAGCACACGCCGAGUGGAAGUACAGAACAUCUCCACAAAGUGAGGGGUACGAGCCCUGAGCAUCUCAAACAACACUAUGGAGGGAGCCCGGAGCAUCUCAAACAUCUCAGCGGAGGCAGCAGAGAAGGUACCCUCAGGAGACAAGUAACGGAUGACCUCUCCCCUCACCACAGAAGUAUAUACAACGGAAUGAAUGAAUCAACCUUGUCCUAUGUUAGGCAGCUGGAGGCAAGAGUAAGACAGCUGGAGGAGGAAAAUCGCAUGCUGCCCCAGGAUCCCAUUAAGAUGCCAGGAGGGGCGGAGGGGAGUUACUGCUCAGCAAACGAGCCAGCUAGCAUCAGUGGACAUGGCUCAGCCUCUCAGCAGUCUGAAUCAGUGGUAAAUGCUCUGAAGGUUGUGUGGAGGAAACUUGGAGAUGCUGCAGGGUCGUGCCCUGGAAUUAGACAACAUUUGUCAGGAAAUCAGUAUAAAGGACCUAUGUAACAGGCCCCAAGCACAUCCUCUCUCUGAAGAGAAAGAGUUCGAUCUGCUGGCAAGAGACAAUGACCUGACUGUGUCCCCAGCGCUGUCCCAGCUGGUGACGGGGUGGCUCCAUGCGCUGCACGAGACUUCGCUGGGAGCCAGUGGAGAUGCUGCACAGAGGUCUUUGGAGGAGCUGGGUGUGCAGUGCCCCCCAGUACUGCUGCUUCAGUGUACUGGCUACUGAACUGCUGCCUCGUCAUUGCAACGCGCCACAUUUAGAAGCACUGAGGUAUUUCCAUUCCUAACUAAACGAUAAUUGGGAUUCUGCAGGAGUUAAAUAAGUUAUUAUUUUCGUUAGUUACAGUGAAACUCUGGUAAAUCUGAACAAAUUUUCCACUAGAUUUAACAGAAAUUUUCCACCAGACUGGAGAGACAUUGAUAAACUGUGCCUUUGGUCCCAGCAGUUUUGACAAAGUCACUUCUUAGCAACUCACACUUAGGUCUGUAAAGUAUCUAAAGUAUCAGCUAAUGGUGCUUAGGCUUAGACGAUUUACAGCUGGUUCUUUUUUUUUUUUUUUUUUUUUUUUUGCUUUGGUAGACUACCUGCCUUUGGAGGUGCUAAAAGACCAUACCUUCUCCUAACCAGCCAGUAGUGUAGCAUAACUACAGUACUUGUAGUGAAACACAAUUUCUUUCUAAAUGAAAGUGAAGAUAGCUUUCUUUUCAAUUUACUUUGAUGCAAAACGUGAUGUCUGAUGUUCACAGCCCUUUAACAAGCAGAAUACUUAGGUAUCACUAUUAUAGGUCUCGGAACAGAAUUUCCAUCAGAGUUCUUUUCAGAAAGUGUUUUCCAAUUGCUAGGAUGCUAAUUUCUACUGUUUAAUUUACAAACACGCUGGUUUAUUUAACAAGACUCUAUAAAAACCUAAAAGAUUGCACUGCAUUAUAAUAAAGCUUUUCUUGCUGCUGUAGCAUUCUUUGAAAGCAAAAGGUUUUAUUAUACUCGGAGCAUGUCUUUCAUUAUUAUGAGGCAGAAAGCUCUUGUUCGGAUUGCCCGAGAUUUGACCAGAAGGCGCCCUAGGUGUGCUUAGUUUAUUUUUUACCUCUGUGUAUGAUCCUAGUUGUGUGUAUUGAACUGCAACGAUAGGUAUUUUGUGUAUAUCUAAAAGCAAUGAUAGUUUGAUGUAUGAAUGUGCAACAGGCUUGUGACUGCUGUUGCUUAACUUUUUACCAUAGCUGAGCAUCAAAAUAAUUAAUAAAAGUUUAAAAGAAAAAUAGGAAUGCAACAAUUCCUGGUUUUCUUGUUUCUUCUUGGUUACUACGAUUUGAGCCCAAGUCAAAUCCUUUCUCCCUGAGCUUGCAACAUGCGGUGUUCGUGAGCUAUUUGCAGUGGAAUGUAGCUUGGUUGCUGUACAAUCUUUUGUUGUGUAGGAGUAUGAUGUAAAAUCUGCUAACUGUCUUCAGAAGAAGUGUGUUAAUUUGCAGCAGUAGUUAUAUUGGUUUCUGUUGUUAUUUUUUACUUGGUACCAUUUGAUGUGAGGCCUCUUAUCCAGCAUUGCUUUCUCGGGCAAAACUCCUGGUUGCUCCGUCUCCUUGGGUUGGAAAUGCAGAACCCAGCCUUCCGUUUUCGAGGCAUUGCACUCUUGCAUAAUUUCUUAUAUGUAUAACCCAGCCCAAACAGGUCGUCUGUUGCCUUUAUAUGUUGUUUUCUCCCAUACAUAUUGUUUGCAUAGUUAAACUUAAAUUGUUGUAUUCCUAUAUAUCUAUAUAUAUAUAUGUACGAAAAAAUGUAAAACAUGUACUUGUGCCUGCAGUACGUAUGUGCAGGGGCUAAUUUGAGGGACACUGGUCUUUUGACACUACUCUUGUGUAAAUUUUGAUACUGUAUUAAAACUAUUUUUUUACAGUUCCGCAUACGACUGGGUAUCAAGUAUCUGUGUUCAUCUUAGCAAUGGUAAUAAAUUAUAGAAUCUCA
Molecule: messenger RNA, 4025 nt
Organism: Anas platyrhynchos (mallard)
Lineage: Eukaryota; Metazoa; Chordata; Aves; Anseriformes; Anatidae
Gene: CCDC85A
Product: coiled-coil domain containing 85A
Source: RefSeq, a predicted model, not a curated record